AUGGAGCAAACAAACGCAGCAUUAUCGUUUAAUAAUGAUAGUCCCAAUGGACAUUAUAAAUUGGACCAAAUUCAUAGUGAUCUGGUCACAAUAUCUCCACCUGGAACUUUGGACAAAAACAAAAAAUCUAUAAAGCUAGUUAUUCAUUCGGAAGAAAAUGAAUCUUUAACUAAUCCAUCACCUUCGCCAUCCACACCACCACUCACCUCUUAUUCGGAAGACAUAAAAUCCCCAGACUUAGUCAAUAACAUUCCCACUUCAUCAGUUAAAAGCCUAACAACUUUCAUAAAUACUCCUAAAUAUAUAAGACAAUAUUUAAGUGAUACUUUUAAAGCAGACGGUUUCGGACAGGAUACAACUUCAAUGACUUAUUCUUUGAACAUGAGAGUCUCACGUAAAUCUUCCAAGUCCAAAGCAUCAAAAGGAACUCAGGAUACAACAACCAAUUCUUCAGAUAUCGUUGACAACGAAAGUGUGAAAGUUAUGAAAGAAUUAAAAUUUAAGAGGCGGCGUCCUACCCUGUCAACAUCAGAGGCAAAUAACUCGGACGACAAAAAGAUCGAUGUCGGUAAUCUCGGAGCAAAGGAUGAUGGUGGUUCUCUUGAACACCUCGGUCCAAUAUCUCUUGAUGACGAAAAUGCAAGAAAACCCUUGGAAGGUGUCAAAGGAAACCAGAUUACUCGUGAUAGGACAUCAGAAGAUUCUGUGAACUCCUCAACAUCUGCCUCCUCACAUCCUCAUAAAACCCCAUCACCAAUCGAGUCGGUGAUACCUGAAGGUGAAAGCAAUCGUAAGGGCGAUCCAACUCUCAUAGAAUCUUCAAAUUCUUCCCCUUUACCUUCUCCAACUACCCAAGGUAACAAUCACAAUAACAAGGAAAGCUUAAGUAGGUCUUCAAGUAUUGGAUCUAAUAAGCACAGCAGAUGCACAAGCCUUGACUCUGAAAUAAUUGCUAGGAAAAAGUCGCUUGUCUCGAAAUCCAGAAAAUUGAUAAAGAGAGCCAAGAGAUUAUCGAAUUCGGAUUUCAUGGUUAAUGACGGUUCUGUCGUUACUGGAUAUGCGAUGGCGAACCCAAAGAGGAACAAGGAAUUUCAUUCUUUCUUUAAAUGCAUUCCUCAUGAUGAAUUUCUCUUGAAUGAUUAUGGGUGCGCGUUGCAAAAGGAAAUUCUUGCUCAGGGUAGGAUUUAUGUCUCGCUUUAUCACAUUUGUUUUCACGCGAAUAUCUUUGGGUGGACUACCAACUUGAUAAUGCCAUUUUCUGAGAUUGUCAACAUUGAAAAAAAGAUGACGGCAUUUGUCAUACCAAACGCCAUAUUAAUUACAACUGCGAAAUCUAAGUAUUUCUUCGCCUCUUUCCUUUCACGUGAUACCGCGUACGAAAUGUUUGUAAAACUGUGGCAGAGUGCAAACCCCGAAGCAGCAAGAAAGUACUCUGAGCUACCAGAAUAUACUGAGGGUACCUUCACACCCACUCAUCAGAGAGAAUCCACCUAUGACAGCGGGAACUCUGCUAGUGGUUCGGAAUGUGUAACCGAGAACGAAAAAUCACUCAAGUCAUCUCGUGCAAAAAAAUUUCACAUAGCACGAUUGAUUACGCGAAAAAGUCAGAAUACUGUGAAUUCCAAAGAAGAAUCAUCUGCGAUUUUCAAGGAACACACAUCAGGAUCAAAUGAUUACGAAAUUUCACCGAUACAAUUUGAUGAAAAAAACAUUAACGAUUCGACCUCACAAAAUAUCUCCCGACACUCUUCGAAAGAUUCGUCCUCGCCGAAAUCCAUGAGAAAAAUUUCUUUUUCCAGUGGUUAUACUCAAAAGAACUUGGUAACUCAGUGCGAAUGUCUGAGUAAGAACCAACAUUACGACAAGGUCAUGAUGGAUACAACGUUUACUGGAACCAUCGAAAAGAUUUAUAAUUUAUUAUGUACCAGUGGUUUCAUCGCGGAAUUCAUCAGUAAAUUAGAGAACAAUGACGAUACGGUUUUCGGCGAAUGGACGGCGGCUGAAAACGGUAAAUUGGUUCGCACGGCGAGUUUCACAAAACGAUUAAAUAACUCAAUUGGACCGAAAAGUACAAAAUGCUAUUUGAAAGAAGAAUGCCUUUCGGUGGUGAUGCUGUUAACGACCGAAACACCUGAUGUUCCAUCUGGUGGAUCAUUUUCCGUAAAGACCAGAACCUGUAUUAUGUGGGGGGGAAGGAAUAAGGUUCGUGUGAUUGUUACUGCAGCAGUGGAAUUUUUGAAAUCUACGUGGCUAAAGGGGCCAAUUGAGAAAGGUGCGAUCGAAGGUCAAUUAGAAUAUUACAAAGCCCUCGAGAUAGCAGUAAGAAAAUACAUUUCACAGAAUCGUUCCGAAUUUCAAGAACCUGAAAUUGAAGAAGUUGAGGAUACCGACUCUGAGGCGUCCACGGCAUCACCAACCAAAAACCACAAGUUGCGGUCGCAUUCACCUUCGCUCGUUAAAAAUCCCAGUUCAUCAUUUAUUUCCAGUCGCAUUAUCUCUCGAUCUUCCUCGAGAAAUUCGUCGCAAUUUAAUUUAUCUUAUAACACCAGAAACAUCUCGCAAUCCAAUCUGCUUCCCUCCACAAAUUCAUUCCUACAUGGACGAACGUCCACCGAGGCAUCUAGCCUUAUUCAAUUUACCACAAAAGCCAUGUUGGUAACAUUUACAUCCUCAAAAUCAUUAUUGAGUUCCUUAUUUACGAUACCAAACGCAAAGGUUAUAUCAACGUGGGCAUUAAUUAUAACUAUCUUUGUAAACGCAUGCAUUUGGAUUAAUUUAAGAGAUAUCAACGUUAAGAUCGAUAAAUUGCAGAAAGAUGAUAUCCUUCGGCAUGGUUUUAUGGCGAAAGAGUAUGGUUUUAGAGGAAGGGAUGGAAAAAUCAGAGGUGAAUGGAGCGGAGGAAAGAGAGGUCAUUACAUAUAUCAAGAUGAUAGGAUUUUUGAUGCUGACCGUGAUAGAUUUCUCGAAUGGCUGGAAAAUGAUGUUGCACCGAAAAAAUAG
Acaulospora morrowiae is the source of this 3000-nucleotide messenger RNA. The record is from the annotation of a GenBank genome assembly. Lineage: Eukaryota; Fungi; Glomeromycota; Glomeromycetes; Diversisporales; Acaulosporaceae.